GAUUUUUUUUUACGUAAAACAUUUCUGCCACCAGGGGGUUUUUAGUUUAGAAAUAUGGCGCUCAUUUUAAAAAAGUGUUAUUUUAAAGAUUUAUUGAAUAAGGAUAAAAGAGAAUGGAAACCAAAUUUCACGAAAUUCGAUUGUAUUUUAUUGUUGUUUUCUAUAGGGACGUAUUUAGCCGACAUCAGUACAGAUAUCAUUCUUAUUAUUCAGUAUUUCAAAAAUCAUUACACGAUUUGGGGGAUUUGUACCUUGAUGUUGGUGAUUGUGCCGUCGAUAAUUGUACAGAUAUUUAGUUUACGAUGGUAUAUACUGGAUGGCAUAAGGAGCAAAUUUUGUUGGAUGGUUCAUAUUUUUAACUUAGGAAUAUUUGAAAGGUAUGUGAAGUUACUAAGAUGUGGAUUAAAAGCUCAAAAAACUCAAAAUCUAGGAGAUUUUCAACAUUUUUAUGAAGCUCAGAGUGACGUUUGUAUGCUACGAUUAUUCGAGUCAUUCAUGGAAUCAGCUCCUCAGUUAGUUUUACAAUUGUAUAUAAUGUUCAGUACAGAAAAAUGGAAUAUGUGGACAGUUAUUUCAGCUGGAAUAUCAUUGAUUUCAUUAAGUUGGGGUAUAUCUGCAUACAGCAAAUCUAUGCGAAUUGUUCGUUUAGAUAAACAGAAAUUAUCAUUAUGUGGAAUGUUCUUGCAGAUUAUCUGGAGAAGUGGUACUGUAUCUUGCAGAAUUAUAUCAAUGGUUCUUUUUGCUUCUGUAUUUGGAUCAUGGCUACUCUUAAUUAUGAGUUUACAUUGGCUCAUAAUGACAGUUUGGGUUAUAUACCAAAACACAGAUUUUUGUACAACCUGGUGGGAAGAAAGACUUUAUAAUUGUAUUGUAGGAGAAAUAUAUUGUUUCUGCUUUUUCAAUCUUAAAGAAGGUCAUUCGCGUUAUAGAUCAACAAUAUUUUACAGCAUUACUUUUAUAGAAAAUGUUGCAUUUUUAUUAAGUUAUUAUUUGAUAAAGAAUAAUGGAUUUCAAGAUGAUUUAAUUGUUGGAUUUGUGAUUUUUGCAUUUAUAAUAGGUGUUCUUAGUAUGCUGUUAUAUUAUCGUUUCUUUCAUCCUUCCGGUCCAAUUACUUUCAACAGUACAGAGUCUGAAAAUGGUGAAAUUAUUUCAGCAAAAGAAAUAUCAAUAGGAAUGGCGAAUUCUCUAGAAAAUGUCGAUGAUUGCUUUUCUGAGAAAAGUAUAUCAGAAACAAAGAAUCGCUUGUCAUCUCCGAUCCUAUGUAAAAAUGUAACUCUCAGAGAAGACAAAAUUUUAUCUUAUUCUCAUAAAUUUCAAAAAGAUAUAAGUUCCAUUUCAAAUAUAUACAACUGUUAUCAAGAAAAUCAUCAGUCUCACUCACAGAACUGUAGUGUAUUAACAAUACAGCAAGAUCCUUCCCUAGAAGAUUCAUUAGUUAUGAAUAUGCACCUGAAAAAGCAAUUAGCCAGUCAUCAUAAGUUGGUCAAUUAUAAUUUUCGAACACAAGCAUCUUUCAGAAAUCUGUACGAUUCUCAAAUUCACUGUUCCUGUCUAGUGUUGAUGGAUAAUGAUCCUUCAUCCAACGAAUUAAAGGCGAGACCAUUUCAUGCAGGGAGGGAUUUCUGUUAUUCUCUACCCAAUUUAAAUUUAAGUUUGGAUUAUUCAAAUGAGGAAUCCUACUUUGUUUCUCCGUCCGAUGCUUAUUCGAAUCGCACUUGGUCUCUCUGCAAUCUUUACCAAAGCGAGUUGGCAAAUUGUUCCAUUGAUGAAUUAAAUGAUUCUGUAUUAAUAAAGAACGAGACAAGUAACAAGAAUUCAACUAAUAAAGAAAAAUGUAAAUGUAAUUUUCUCCUUCCCACCAGUGUCAGCUGUAGGUGUGCUCGAAAGUUUAAAAAAUGUAUUGAAGAUGAGAUUUUGAAAUCGGAAUACAAAAGUUACAAAGAUAUAAAUAAUACAUUAAAUAACAUUAAUGAAUCAACGCCAUUAAAAGGUAACAAUUGUAAUAUUUUUAAUUCUGAACAAAAUAAUAAUAAUAAUAAUAAUAGAAAAUCAAAGAUUACUGUGGAGCAAGAAGCCGAAAAUAAAUUUAAUUUAAAAAUAACAGAUAAUCCUGUUCAGAACUUUCAUUCCUCAGAGAUAUUUCAAAAAGCCGAAUCUAAUUCUUCAAUUCCCACGUUGUCAAAAGUGUGCAUUGUUUGGAACAAUGCUAAUUUACAAUAAAAACACCACAAAUUCCCUAAGAGUAGCUUUAAGUCUUCCAAAUCACAAAUCAUUUAACUGAAUGGCUGUAAUUAUGUGAAAAAUAUAUGUUAAUUACAUAUAAAAGAGAAAAAGAAUUAAGAUUGUGAUAAAUUUUGAGAUAUUUGAAGUUUGGUCAGUUACAAAUUAAUAAUGUUCCAACACACAAAAGUUGGCAAGAGAUUGUCCGAGUAAGUUUUGGAAAAAUUGAAUUUUAAGUAAAAUGAAUUGGUAUAAAUCAAUGUAGUAAAUUUGAUUGGUUAGAUGGCUGUGUGUCGAUAGGUUUUCUACUGAAUUUAAAUCCGGUCUGAGUUAUUUGGUUUUUGUGGGUAGUUUGAAUCGGAUUUUGCCUUCUGUUCCUCCGAUUAACUCGCAAAGCCAAAUCUGUCCACAUUAAGAAAAAUUAUAGUCUGUACACUAUUUAGUUGGAUUCAAUUUUUGUGAUACGUCAAGAUUAUUUUGGAUGAUUCUAUAACUUUACUAGGGUUUUAUUUAUCUGUAUUUGUGUAAAUAAUUUUUAUAUAUUGUACUUUUUAAAUUAAAGUUAUUGAUGUUAUAAUGUUUUUAUAAUUGUAGAUUUUUAUAUUGGUGUAAUUUUUGAAGGACAGAAUUCUUCAUAUACAGUAGAACCCCUCUAAUCCGUCACCUUUGGGGCUGGGGUAUGGUCGGAACGCAAAAAAGGUCGGAUUAUCAGAAAAAGUAAAAUAAACAAUCUUCCCCUUUGUCCAGUCUUUGUAGC
This is a messenger RNA of Centruroides sculpturatus (bark scorpion), 2977 nucleotides long. RefSeq names its product cell death abnormality protein 8-like. Gene Ontology annotation, biological process: engulfment of apoptotic cell; phosphatidylserine exposure on apoptotic cell surface; apoptotic process involved in development. The transcript has 7 exons. Gene Ontology annotation, cellular component: plasma membrane. The record is from RefSeq and is a predicted model, not a curated record. NCBI's taxonomy places the organism in Eukaryota, Metazoa, Arthropoda, Arachnida, Scorpiones, Buthidae. Bases 55 to 2220 code for a protein of 721 amino acids.